Molecule: messenger RNA, 1768 nt
Organism: Hibiscus syriacus
Lineage: Eukaryota; Viridiplantae; Streptophyta; Magnoliopsida; Malvales; Malvaceae
Product: cytochrome P450 72A15-like
Exons: 5
Coding region: 160-1731 (523 amino acids)
Molecular function (GO): heme binding; iron ion binding; monooxygenase activity
Source: RefSeq, a predicted model, not a curated record
AGAAAAAAAAUCAUCAUCUUACCAAAAUCUCUCCCCUAAAAAGAAGCUUAUAAAAGAGACAAAGGUGAGUAAACCAGACCUGAGAAGAAUUCUAGCUUUCCAUAAGCACCUUAAAUUUGCAGACACCCUUUCUCAUACUCAAACAGAGAGAAACAAAACAUGGAAGCUCACCUUGUAAUAACAAGAGAUUUGCUUUGUUUUCUUGUUGUUGGGUUAUUGAUGAUAUGGGGUUGGAGCGUUUUGAAGUGGGCAUGGCUUACCCCAAAGAGGCUCGAACGGUGCUUGAGACAACAGGGUCUCAGAGGAACCCCUUACAGUUCUCUGUCUGGAGACUUCAAACAGUUGAUUGCUAUGAGAAGACAAACAAGGACCAACCCUAUGGCUCUUAGUGAUGAUAUUGAGCCUUAUGUUACUCCUUUUCUUCAUCAAGUUCUCCAGAAAUAUGGAAAGGAUUCGUUUAUGUGGAUUGGUCCAUGGCCAAGGGUGACAAUUAUGGACCCUGAGAAAGUAAAGGAAAUACUUACCAAAUUCACUGAUUUCCAGAAGGUGCAUACCAAUCCACUGGUGAAUUUGCUCGUGAGUGGCCUUGCAAAUCUCGAGGGAGACCAUUGGAGUAAGCACAGAAAGAUAAUUAACCCUGCCUUUCACCAAGAUAGGUUGAAGAACAUGUUGCCGGCGUUUAAUCAAAGUUGUAGUGAGAUGAUAAGCAAAUGGGAGAAGAUUGUGUCUACACAAGGUUGCAGUGAGAUAGAUGCGUGGCCUUAUCUCGUGACUAUGACAAGAGAUGUGAUCUCCCGAGCUGCAUUCAAAAGCAGCUUCGAAGAAGGCAGGCGAAUUUUCGAACUGAUGGAUGACCAAAUCAAUCUCAUAACCAAAGUCUUACAGUAUGCUUACAUUCCAGGGUGGAGGUUCUUGCCGACUAAGACAAACAGGGAGAUGAAGAUGAAAUACAACGACAUAAAAGAGUCGCUUAGGGAAAUGAUAAACAGAAGAGAGAAGGCAAUUAAAGCAGGUGAAGAGAGUAAUGAAGACUUGUUAGACAUACUUGUGGAAUCAAACAUCAGAGAAAUCGACGCACAUGCAGAUAAGAAGAGCAUGGGGAUGAGCAUCGAUGAUGUGAUCGAGGAGUGCAAACUGUUUUACUUCGCUGGCCAAGAGACCACCUCGGUUUUACUGGUUUGGACUAUGAUUUUGUUGGCAAGGUAUCCCGAUUGGCAGGCUAAAGCGAGGGAAGAGGUUUUGCAUGUGUUUGGUGAGAAUAAACCGGACGCUGAUGGCCUUAAUCGGCUCAAAGUUGUAACAAUGAUAUUGUAUGAGGUUCUAAGGCUAUACCCGGCAGUGCUUGUGCUAUCACGCUCCGUUACAAAAGACGUAAAACUUGGAAAACUGUUGUUACCAGCCGGAACCGAAGUUGCGAUCCCGAUACUGCAGAUCCACCACGACAAAGAGCUCUGGGGCGACGACGCAAAUGAAUUCAAACCCGAGAGGUUUGCAGAAGGGGUUGCGAAAGCAACAAAGAGUCAAGUGACGUUUCUCCCUUUCGGAUGGGGUCCUAGGAUCUGCAUUGGCCAAAACUUUGCUCUGAUGGAAGCGAAAAUGGCGCUGGCGAUGAUUCUCAAACGCUUCUGGUUCGAGCUUUCCCCUUCUUACGCUCACUCUCCUUACAGCUUGGGAACUCUUCGUCCACAGCAUGGAGCACGAAUAAUUUUACACAAGCUUGAGUCUGAUUGAACUGUUAUGUGAACAAAUCUUAGUAAUCAACUAGUCA